ACAUUAAAGAUGGCUUACAAAUUCGGAUGUCAUAUCAACUACGUCCCAUUCAUUUAAAAUUAUAUAUUGGUCAAAAGUUAAAGGAAUUUCUGGUGGCAGGACGAGAGGCGCCAGGCGAAAGCUGUCGCUGAGUCUGUGACGCGCAACGCGCACCGGCUGUCGGCUUCCUAGUUGUUUCCCCUUUUCCCUGCUGCUUGUGGUGUUAUUUGUAAAUAUUAUUCCCCUUAAAAUGGCCACCAUGGAGAAACUGAUGAAGGCCUUCGAGUCACUCAAGUCAUUCCAGCAACAGCAAGGACUGCCGCUCGCCGAGGAGCUUGUCCAGAAGCAGAAGAAAGACCCUGCCACUACCAAAAAGGACCGAGUAACUCAUUGUCUAACAAUAUGUGAAAACAUCAUUGCACAGUCCUUGAGGACGUCCCCUGAGUUCCAGAAACUGCUGGGCAUUGCCAUGGAGAUGUUCCUGCUGUGCAGUGACGACAAGGAGUCAGACGUCAGGAUGGUGGCCGACGAGUGCCUCAACAGAAUGAUCAAAGCACUAAUGGAUUCCAACCUUCCUCGACUACAGCUUGAGCUCUACAAAGAGAUCAAAAAGAAUGGCCCUUCACGGAGCCUCAGAGCAGCGCUGUGGAGGUUCGCUGAGCUUUCGCAUCUUGUGCGGCCACAGAAAUGCAGGCCUUACCUGGUGAACCUGCUGCCCUGCCUGACUCGGAUCAGCAAGCGGCCGGAGGAGCCGGUGCAAGAGACCCUCGCUGCGGCCAUCCCCAAGAUCAUGGCGCCGUUUGGGAACUUUGCCAAUGAUGGGGAGAUUAAGGUGCUGUUGAAGGCGUUUGUGUCGAACCUGAAGUCCAGCUCCCCGACGGUGCGCCGCACGGCGGCCAGCUCGGCGGUCAGCAUCUGCCAGCACUCGCGCCGGACGCAGUACUUCUACACCUGGCUGCUGAACGUGCUGCUUGGAUUGCUGGUGCCAGUGGAUGACGAGCACCCCAGCCCCCUGAUUCUGGGGGUGCUGAUGACGCUCCGCUACUUGAUGCCCCUCCUCCAGCAGCAGGUCAAGGACACCAGCCUGAAGGGUAGCUUCGGGGUGACACGCAAAGAGGCUGACAUCGCCCCCACACCAGAGCACCUGAUCCAGGUGUACGAGCUGACGCUCCACUACACGCAGCACCACGACCACAACGUGGUGACGGCCGCCCUGGAGCUGCUGCAGCAGACGCUGCGCACGCCGCCGCCCGACCUCCUGCACGCCCUCAUCACGCCCGGCGGCGUCCCCCGGGCCAGCAUCUCCCGCGAGGAGACGGAGAGCCGCGCCCGCAGUGGCAGCAUCGUGGAGCUCAUCGCUGGAGGGGGGUCCUCCUGCAGUCCACUGCUCCUCAGAAAACAGAAAGGGAAGCUGCUCUCUGGAGAAGAGGAGGGGCUGGAGGAUGACCUUGAGACAAGGUCAGAUGUCACCACUGGAACUUUCACAGCCUCGGUGAACAGCGACGGGGCCAGCGAGGUGCCCUCGUCCUCGGGCGUCUCCUCGCUGGACUCCUCUGGCGUCCACGACAUCAUCACGGAGCAGCCGCGCUCCUCACAGCGCAGCCUGCAGCCGGGGGACUCAGUGGACCUGAGCGCCUCCUCGGAGCAGGGCGGGGCCGACACGCCGGAGGAGGAGGAGGACGUGCUGAGCCGCAGCUCCAGCCAGGUCAGCGGCGGCGGCGGCGGUGGCGGCGCGGCCGACACCAACCACCACACCUGCUCGCCCACCAGCGACAGCUCCCAGACCACCACCGAGGGACCCGACUCGGCCGUCACGCCCUCCGACUGCUCCGAGCUCGUUCUGGAUGGUAGUGACAGCCAGUACUCAGGGAUGCAGAUUGGGAUGCUGCAGGAUGAGGAGGAGGAAGGGAGCGGCACUGUUCUGGAAGAAUCCCUGGAGCCUUUCUCCCAGUCCACGCUGGCCCUUCGAAAGCCUCAUUUGAUGGAAGGCAUGGGUCACAGUCGGCAGGCCUCCGACAGCAGCGUGGACAGAUUCAUACCAAAGGAUGAGGUGAUGGAGUCUGCAGAGCCUGAAAACAAGCCAUCCAGGAUAAAAGGUGAGAUCGGCCAUUACACAGACUGCAGAGCUGAACCGCUGGUCCACUGUGUGCGCCUCCUCUCAGCCUCCUUCCUUCUGACUGGGCAGAAGAAUGGUGUGGUGCCCGACAAGGAGGUGCGUGUGAGUGUGAAGGCUCUGGCUGUGAGCUGCGUGGGGGCUGCUGCUGCCCUGCACCCCGAGGCCUUCUUCAGCAGUCUCUACCGGGAGCCUCUGGAGGGCCUGCAGCCACAUGAGCAACAGUACAUUACCGACAUACUAAACUACAUUGAGCACGGAGACCCACAAAUUCGCGGAGCUACUGCAAUCUUAUGUGGGACAGUAAUCUGUUCCAUCCUCAACAAAACACGCUUCAGUGCUGAAACCUGGCUGGCCAGUGUCAAAAGCUCAACAGGAAACCCUGUCUCCCUGGUGGACUGUGUGCCUUUACUGCACCGGAGCCUGAAGGAUGAGUCCUCCGUUACGUGCAAGAUGGCUUGCUCUGCUGUGAGGCACUGCAUCAUGACCCUUUGCAACAGCAGCUUCAGCGAGCUGGGCCUGAAGCUUAUUAUCGACCUCUUGACACUCAGGGAAAGCUCCUAUUGGCUAGUGAGAACAGAGCUGCUCGAGACGCUGGGAGAGCUGGAUUUUCGGUUAGUCAGUUACCUGGAGAGAAAUACAGACUGUUUGCACAAAGGGGACCACCACUACACAAAGCUGCUGAAACUGCAGGAUCGGGUUCUGAAUGAUGUGGUCAUACCCUUACUGGGGGACGAGGACCCGCGGGUGCGGCAUGUGGCUGCGAGCACUGUUAGCAGGCUGGUCUCCAGGCUGUUCUACGACUGUGAUCAGGGCCAGACGGACCCGGUGGUGUCCAUAGCGAGGGAUCAGAGCAGCGUGCAUCUGCAGCUGCUGAUGCACGAGACGCAGCCCCCCUCUCACUUCACCGUCAGCACCGUCACCAGGACGUACAGAGGCUACAGCAUGUCUCCGCAUGCGUCGGAUGUCACUGUGGAGAACAACCUGUCCCGGGUGGUUUCGGCUGUGUCCCACGCACUCACCUCCUCCACCUCCAGAGCUCUCACGUUUGGCUGCUGUGAGGCCCUGUGUCUCCUGUCUUCAGCAUUCCCAGUGUGCACCUGGAGUGUGGGCUGGCACUGUGGGUACGUCAGCUCAGUUAGCCAGCCGGUGCGCUCCAGCCUCUACAAGAACAGGGCUCGCUCUUUCAGCCUGUCCCUUCCAGGCUCCGGGGAGGAAGCAAGGAGGAGCUGCAUGGUGGGCAUGGCCAACAUAGUGCUGUCUCUGCUCUCAUCUGCCUGGUUCCCCCUUGAUCUGUCUGCACACCAGGAUGCCCUUCUGCUGGCUGGCAACCUCCUCGCAGCUGCAGCUCCAAAGUGUAUGAGGAGCCCCUGGACGGGGGAGGAGGAGGCUAACACGGGCUCCACCAAGCAGGAGGAGCUGUGGGCAGCCCUGGGUGACCGCUCUGUGGUCGUCCUGGUAGAGCAGCUCUUCUCUCACCUGCUCAAGAUAAUCAAUAUCUGUGCCCACGUGGUAGACGAGGUAGCCCCGGGCCCUGCUGUCAAGGCAACCCUCCCCUCUCUGGCCAACACGCCCUCCCUGAGUCCCAUCAGAAGGAAAGGGAAGGAGAAGGAGGCUGCAGAUGCAAGCUCUACUCCCAUGAGCCCUAAGAAGAGCAGUGAGGGCAAUCCAGCAUCCAGACCAACAGAGAGCACAGGGACCACCACUAUCAACAAGUCCACCUCUCUGGGCAGCUUCUACCACCUCCCCCCCUAUUUGAAGCUCUACGAUGUUCUGAAGGCAACGCAUGCCAACUACAAGGUAACACUAGACCUUCACAAUGCCAAUGAGAAGUUUGGCAGCUUCCUGAGGUCAGCCCUGGAUGUUCUGUCCCAACUGCUGGAGCUGGCCACACUGCAAGACAUUGGAAAGUGUGUAGAGGAGAUCCUGGGAUACUUGAAGGCGUGUUUUUCCAGAGAGCCCACCAUGGCCACCGUCUGUGUUCAGCAGCUGCUGAAGACCCUGUUUGGGACCAACCUCGCGUCUCAGUACGACGGUUCCUGGUCCAACCCCAGCAAGUCCCAGGGCAAGGCCCUGCGCCUGGGCUCGUCCAGCCUGCGGCCGGGGCUCUACCACUACUGCUUCAUGGCCCCCUACACCCACUUCACCCAGGCGCUGGCCGACGCCAGCCUGCGCAACAUGGUGCAGGCGGAGCAGGAGCAGGACGCGUCGGGGUGGUUUGAUGUGAUGCAGAAAGUGUCCCACCAGCUGAGAUCCAGUAUCACCAACGUCACCCGCCAUCGAGGGGAUAAGAAUGCUAUCCACAACCACAUCCGCCUGUUCGAGCCGCUGGUGAUCAAGGCACUGAAGCAGUACACGACCACCACCUCAGUUCUCAUGCAGAAGCAGGUCCUGGAUCUGCUGGCCCAGCUGGUGCAGCUGCGGGUCAACUACUGCCUGCUGGACUCAGAUCAGGUGUUCAUUGGGUUUGUGUUGAAGCAGUUUGAGUACAUUGAAGUGGGGCAGUUCAGGGACUCGGAGGCCAUUGUCCCCAACAUCUUCUUCUUCUUGGUCCUGCUCUCUUAUGAGCGCUACCACUCCAAACAGAUCAUCAGCAUCCCUAAGAUCAUACAACUUUGCGAUGGCAUUAUGGCCAGCGGCAGGAAGGCUGUCACUCACGCUAUCCCAGCACUGCAGCCCAUCGUGCACGAUCUGUUUGUGCUGCGCGGCUCCAACAAGGCGGACGCGGGCCGGGAGCUGGAGACACAGAAGGAGGUGGUGGUGUCCAUGCUGCUGCGCCUCAUCCAGCACCACCAGGUGCUGGAGAUGUUCAUCCUGGUGCUGCAGCAGUGUCACAAGGAGAACGAGGACAAGUGGAAGAGGCUGUCCCGCCAGAUCGCUGACAUCAUCCUGCCCAUGAUCGCCAAGCAGCAGGUGCUCCUGGAUUCCCAUGAGGCCCUGGGGGUGUUGAACAGCCUGUUUGAGACGGUGGCUCCCUCCUCUUUGAGGCCUGUUGACAUGCUGCUCAAGAGCAUGUUUGUGACGCCAGCCACCAUGUCCUCUGUGGGCACAGUUCAGCUGUGGGUCUCGGGGAUCCUGGCUGUGCUGCGAGUCCUGGUGUCCCAGUCCACCGAAGACAUCGUGCUCUCCCGCGUGCAGGAGCUCUCUCUGUCCCCCUACCUCCUCUCCUGCCUCGCCAUAGACCGCCUCCGUGCCGACAGCCUCCAGACGCCUCCUUCCGAGGAGGGUGUCAACGGGGAGUCACAGAAAUGCCCCCCAGAGGAGACCCUAGCCAGGUUCCUGCUGCAGCUGGUGGGGGUUCUGCUGGAGGAGAUCUCCACCAAACAGGUGAAGGUGGACAUGAGCGAGCAGCAGCACACCUUCUACUGCCAGCAGCUCGGCACUCUGCUCAUGUGCCUCGUCCACAUCUUCAAGUCCGGUAUGUUCCGGAGGAUCACUGCAGCCGCAACAAAGCUGCUGAAGGGAGAGGGAGGAGAGGGCGCCUUCUACACCUUGGAGGGCCUGAACGGCAUGGUGCAGUCCCUCAUCACCACUCACCCCUCCCUGGUGCUGCUCUGGUGCCAGGUCCUCCUCAUCAUCAACUACACCAACUACGCCUGGUGGUCCGAGGUGCACCAGACGCCGCGACGGCACAGCCUCUCCAGCACCAAGCUGCUGAGCCCUCACAUGGGUGACGGGGAGGAGGAGGAGCGGCCGGAGUCCAGGCUGGCUGUGUGCAACAGGGAGAUCGUGCGCAGAGGAUCCCUCAUCCUCUUCUGUGACUAUGUGUGCCAGAACCUGCAUGACUCAGAGCACCUGACCUGGCUGAUCGUGAACCACGUGCAGGACCUGAUCAGCCUCUCCCAUGAGCCUCCGGUGCAGGACUUCAUCAGCGCCGUCCACCGCAACUCUGCGGCCAGCGGCCUCUUCAUCCAGGCCAUCCAGUCCCGCUGCGAGAACCUGUCUGCCCCCACCACUCUGAAGAAGACCCUGCAGUGUCUGGAGGGGAUCCACCUCAGCCAGUCGGGGGCGCUGUUGAUACUGUAUGUGGACAAGCUGAUCAACACGCCCUUCCGCGUGCUGGCGCGCAUGGUGGACACCCUGGCCUGCAGGCGGGUGGAGAUGCUGCUGGCUGAGACGCUGCAGAACAGCAUAGCACAGUUACCCCUGGAUGAACUGGACAGAAUUCAGGAAUAUCUCCAAAGCAGCGGUUUAGCUCAGAGGCACCAGCGGCUCUACUCCCUGCUGGACAGGUUCAGAGCCACCGUGGCCGAGGACACGAGCAGCCCGUCCCCUCCUGUCACCUCGCAUCCCCUGGACGGGGAUCCCCCCCCUGCCCUCGAGAGUGUCACUGCAGACAAGGACUGGUAUGUGGCACUGGUGAAGUCUCAAUGCUGCCAGUGCACAGAUUCCUCCUUGCUGGAGUCCACUGAGCUAUUGACCAAAGUGCCCCAGGCAGAUCUCCCCUCCAUCAUGGCCUGCAAGGAGUUCAAUCUGAGCCUGCUGUCCCCGUGUUUGAGCAUGGGGGUGCAGCGUCUGUCCCGCGACCAGGGCGGCGUCCUGCUGGAGGCUGCCCUGCAGGUCACCCUGGAGCGUCUGUCCGGCACCACGCAGCUGCUGCCCGCCCCGCACCAGUCCUUCCCUCCCCCCGCGGCUCCCGCCAGCUCCUACUGGGACAAACUCAGCGACGUCUAUGGAGAGCCAGGGUUAUACCAGACAGUGCUGAAUCUGAGCAAAGCCCUGAGUCAGUACCUGCUGGCUCUGCCCAAGCUGCCUGCCGCCCUGCAGAUCCCCAGUCACAUGGAGGCUGUCAUCACCAGGUUCACCGGACUGGCCCUGGAGAUGGUGUCGUGGCAGCUGGUGCAGGACCAGGUCCCCCUGAGCACGGACCUGCAGGCCGCCCUCUCCUGCUGCUGCCUGGCCUUGCAGCAGCCCGUCGUCUGGAACCUGCUGGCCUCGGCCGCCUACGUCAGCCAGGCCUGCUCCAUCAUCCACUGCGUCCAUCUGCUCGUCCAAGCAGUGGCUGUGGAGCCAGGAGAGCAGCUGCUGCCAUCAGAGAGGAAGAGAACACCACCAGGGAGGGGUGCAGAGGAGGAUGAGGUGGAUGCAGCCUCCGCUGACAAUGUGUGCGCGAAGAGGGCCUGUGAAAUUAUGGCGGAGCUGGUAGAGGGUCUGCAGAGCAUCCUUGCAUUGGGCCAUCCCAGAAACAGCAAGAUCCCAGCAUUCCUCACUCCCCCGGUGCGGAACAUCGUCAUCAGUCUGGCCCGGCUGCCGCUGGUCAACAGCUACACUAGAGUACCUCCACUGGUCUGGAAGCUGGGCUGGUCCCCCAGGCCAGGCGGAGAGUUGGGCACGGUGCUGCCAGAGAUCCCUGUGGAGUUCCUGCAGGAGAAGGACGUCUUCAGGGAAUUUCUGUAUCGCAUCAACACUCUGGGGUGGAGCAGCCGGACUCAGUUUGAGGAGACCUGGGCCACACUGCUGGGGGUGCUGGUCACACAACCCAUAGCUAUGGACCAGGAGGAGGAGAGCCAACAGGAAGAAGACCUGGAGCGGACGCAGAUCAACGUGCUUGCAGUGCAGGCCAUCACCUCUCUGGUGCUGAGCGCCAUGACCCUCCCCGUAGCCGGGAACCCUGCGGUCAGCUGCCUGGAGCAGCAGCCCCGCAACAAGACCCUCAAAGCUCUGGACACUCGGUUCGGGAGGAAGCUGAGUGUUAUCCGGGGCAUUGUGGAGUUGGAGAUCCAGGCCAUGGUGUCCAAGAGGGACAACAUUCCCACGCACUUCCCCUACCAGGCCUGGGACCCUGUGCCGUCCCUCUCCUCCGCCUCAGCAGGGACCCUGAUCAGCCAUGAGAAACUCCUCCUUCAGAUCAACACAGAAAGGGAGAUGGGAAACAUGGACUACAAAUUGGGACAGGUGUCCAUCCACUCAGUUUGGCUGGGGAACAACAUCACGCCUCUGAGGGAGGAAGAGUGGGACGAAGAUGAGGAGGAUGAGACAGAUGCCCCGGCCCCAGCGUCACCUCCCACCUCCCCGAUUAACUCCAGAAAACACCGUGCCGGUGUGGACAUCCACUCCUGCUCCCAGUUCCUGCUGGAUCUCUACAGCCAGUGGAUCCUGCCCGGCAGCCCCAACAGUAGGAAGACCCCAGUGAUUCUGAUCAGCGAGGUGGUGCGCUCGCUGCUGGCUGUGUCAGACCUGUUCACAGAGAGGAACCAGUUUGAGAUGAUGUUCAGCACACUGUCGGAGCUGCAGAAAGUCCAUCCAGCUGAGGACGAGAUCCUCAACCAAUACCUGGUCCCAGCUAUCUGCAAAGCAGCUGCUGUCCUGGGCAUGGACAAGGUGACGGCAGAGCCGGUGUGCCGCCUGCUGGAGACCACGCUGCGCAGCACCCACAUGCCCAGCCGCAUCGGCGCCCUGCACGGCAUGCUCUACGUGCUGGAGUGCGACCUGCUGGACGACACCGCCAAGCAGCUCAUCCCCAUCAUCAGCGAGUACCUGCUGUCCAACCUGCGCGCUGUGUCUCACUGUGUCAACCUGCACAACCAGCAGCACGUGUUGGUGAUGUGUGCAGCAGCUUUCUACAUGAUGGAAAACUACCCGCUGGAUGUGGGCUCAGAGUUCACAUCUGGCAUUAUCCAGAUGUGUGGUGUGAUGCUGUCGGCCAGUGAGGAGGCCACGCCCUCGAUCAUCUACCACUGCGUCCUGCGGGGCCUGGAGCGCCUGCUGCUGUCGGAGCAGCUGUCCCGGCUCGACGGGGAGGCCCUGGUCAAGCUCAGCAUGGACCGGAUCAACAUGCCAAGCCCUCACCGAUCCAUGGCUGCCCUCGGCCUCAUGCUCACCUGCAUGUACACAGGGAAAGAGAAGUGCAGCCCAGGACGGGGUGCUGAUAGUGAGCCCACAGCCCCUGACAACGAGUCGGUGAUUGUGGCCAUGGAGCGUGUCUCUGUGCUCUUUGACAGAAUCAGGAAGGGCUUUCCAUUUGAGGCACGGGUUGUGGCACGCAUCCUGCCGCAGUUCCUGGAUGACUUCUUUCCACCCCAGGAUGUGAUGAACAAGGUGAUCGGGGAGUUCCUGUCCAACCAGCAGCCUUACCCGCAGUUUAUGGCAACUGUGGUCUACAAGGUGUUCCAGACGCUGCAUGCUACAGGCCAGUCCUCCAUGGUGCGGGACUGGGUCCUGCUGUCCCUCUCCAACUUCACCCAGAGGACCCCGGUGGCCAUGGCCAUGUGGAGCCUGUCUUGCUUCUUCGUCAGCGCCUCCACCAGCCAGUGGAUCUCCGCGCUCCUGCCCCAUGUCAUCAGCCGCAUGGGCAAGUCGGACCUGGUGGACAUUAAUCUCUUCUGCCUGGUCGCUAUGGACUUCUACAGGCACCAGAUCGACGAGGAGCUGGACCGCCGGGCCUUCCAGUCCGUCUUUGAGGUCGUGGCCUGCCCUGGCAGCCCCUAUCACCGCCUGCUCAGCUGCUUGCAGACUAUCCACCAGGUCACCGCAUUCUGAACUGUGUAAAGGCAGACAGACAGAAAGGGGAGGGUCCUGAUGUCCUCUCUCAUGGGGCACAUAAAGAAAUGUGUCAAAGCCAGUCUGGCGUCAGACACACCUACUGCACCCCUGAGAGAAGCAAACCUUUAUAACAGCACAAAUUGGCUGGGUCGUAUGCUUGUUGAUUUCUGCUCGUACUUCUGUCUCCCAAGCCAUUGCCUGCAUGGGCUGAACACUACUCUUUGUAUAAGAGCUCUUCCAGCACUUGAGAGAAAACACUAAUUAAAAUGAAUUCACACACUGUUCGUUGAGAACUUUAAGAGAAAGGACUGAUGUGACAUAAAGACAAAGGAAUUAAAAUAGUUUAUAAAUUACAUUACUUAUAUUUUAUGGGCAACUUUAUUACAGAAAAUUAAAUGAUUGUUAUGGCAAGGCACUCCACUGGAACAGACUGCAAUUCUGCUGAAUAUUGAUGGAGAUGUUUAGUUCAGGAUCUCAGUAAGAGUGAGAGGCAUGUGUGCAGAGGUUAGUUUUGGUUUGCAAUUCAAAGUUCUCUGUUCAUCAGUGCUGUUAAGGCUGAGACUGGACCACCACACUUCACUAUAGAUGAAAAUAGUUUAUUUCUCG
Messenger RNA from Megalops cyprinoides (Indo-Pacific tarpon), 10180 nucleotides. Its product is annotated as huntingtin-like. The transcript is spliced from 67 exons. Lineage: Eukaryota; Metazoa; Chordata; Actinopteri; Elopiformes; Megalopidae. Gene Ontology annotation, cellular component: cytoplasm; nucleus. The record is from RefSeq and is a predicted model, not a curated record. The coding region runs from base 230 to 9571 and encodes 3113 amino acids.